CCUUCCUUCUUUUGCGCCGCUCCGCGAGGCAGAACAGCUUGAGAACGUGAUCGAUCGAAUUUCAAAAAAGGCACACACCUACCCCUGUGCUCCCAGAAUCACGAAAUUACAACAAAUCUCCUGAUCUCAACAAUCGGGAGUUCGAAUUUCGUGAUUUUAUCAAAUAGUGUGUGUUCUGACGAAUAUCCAACGCCCUCAAGGCGAUUGAUUACCUAACAAGAAACCCACCGCACUAACAAGAUGUCCAACAAGGGAUUGGCCGAUCCGGUUGCGUUCGCGAAGGAUUUCAUCGCCGGUGGCGUGUCAGCUGCCGUCUCCAAGACCGCGGUAGCCCCUAUCGAGCGUGUCAAGUUGCUUCUCCAAGUACAGCACGUCAGCAAGCAGAUCGCCGAGGACCAGCGCUAUAAAGGUAUCAUCGAUGCAUUCGUCCGCAUUCCUAAGGAGCAGGGCUUUCUAUCAUUCUGGCGUGGAAACCUCGCCAACGUCAUUAGAUACUUCCCCACACAGGCCCUAAACUUCGCCUUCAAAGAUAAGUACAAGCAGGUCUUCCUCGGUGGAGUUGACAAGAACACCCAAUUCUGGCGCUGGUUUGCCGGUAAUUUGGCGUCUGGUGGUGCCGCCGGAGCGACCUCCCUCUGCUUUGUAUACCCAUUGGACUUUGCCCGUACCCGUCUUGCAGCUGACGUCGGUAAAGGCGAUGGACAGCGUGAAUUCAGUGGAUUAGGAAACUGCAUCAGCAAGAUCUUCAAAUCAGAUGGACUUACAGGAUUGUACAGAGGUUUUGGAGUAUCCGUACAAGGUAUCAUUAUCUACCGUGCAUCAUACUUCGGUUUCUAUGACACAGCCCGUGGAAUGUUGCCCGACCCCAAGAACACACCAAUUGUAAUCAGCUGGGCUAUUGCACAGACAGUGACCACAGUCGCUGGUAUCAUGUCAUAUCCAUUUGACACAGUCCGUAGGCGUAUGAUGAUGCAGUCUGGACGUUCUAAGGCUGACAUUCUCUACAAGGGAACAAUCCACUGCUGGGCAACUAUUGCCAAGACUGAGGGCCCAGCCGCUUUCUUCAAGGGUGCAUUCUCCAACGUACUCAGAGGCACUGGUGGUGCUUUCGUGCUUGUCUUAUACGAUGAGAUCAAGAAGGUCCUGUAAAUCUAAUAUAAGAAUAAUGUUACCAUAUUUGAAUUGUGAUUUAAAAUCAAUACAAUAGUAACUUCAAAUCAUGUAUUAUUAGAUCAAAAUGCAACCUAGUAACUUAUUUUAGUUAAAUAAAUGUUAAACUGAAUGAUUCCACUA
Messenger RNA from Leptidea sinapis, 1293 nucleotides. RefSeq names its product ADP,ATP carrier protein (gene Ant). The record is from RefSeq and is a predicted model, not a curated record. The transcript has a single exon. The coding region runs from base 241 to 1149 and encodes 302 amino acids. Gene Ontology annotation, molecular function: ATP:ADP antiporter activity. Lineage: Eukaryota; Metazoa; Arthropoda; Insecta; Lepidoptera; Pieridae. Gene Ontology annotation, cellular component: mitochondrial inner membrane. Gene Ontology annotation, biological process: mitochondrial ADP transmembrane transport; mitochondrial ATP transmembrane transport.